Molecule: messenger RNA, 8438 nt
Organism: Loxodonta africana (African savanna elephant)
Lineage: Eukaryota; Metazoa; Chordata; Mammalia; Proboscidea; Elephantidae
Gene: ZBED3
Product: zinc finger BED-type containing 3
Exons: 3
Coding region: 222-902 (226 amino acids)
Biological process (GO): regulation of transcription by RNA polymerase II
Molecular function (GO): DNA binding
Source: RefSeq, a predicted model, not a curated record
AUCCUGGAGGGGGAUCUGCGCUCGCAGACUGCCAGCCAGCGUCCGGCGCCCGCCGCCCUGCGGGCUGAUGGGCACUGCUGAUGGUUCUUCAGAGCUCAGAGGUCAUACUGCAGUGUUUCUAUCCUGGGAAUACGGUUGGUUGCAAGCUGGGAGGCAAUGACACGGACCCCAAGGCCCUCGGGAUGUGGCCCACCAUUUAAUUUAAAGACGCCGCAGAAAGAAUGAGGAGUGAGGAGCUGGUGGUCAGCAUGGAAGAGACCUGCGGGCCGGACGGUGCUGCAGCACAGGGCCUGGCGCCUCCCGGCCGCCUGGGGGCGCCGUACUCCGAGGCAUGGGGGUACUUUCAUCUGGCCCCCGCGCGCCCUGGGCACGCGUCGGGCCACUGGGCCACCUGCCGGCUCUGCGGAGAACAGGUGAGGUGCAGCCCCGGCUUCCACGCGGGGACCCCGGCGCUGUGGAAGCACCUGAAGAGCGCCCACCGGCGGGAGCUGGAGAAGAGCGGCACCCGCCGCGAGCCGCCCGCCGUACCCCCCUGCCCGCAGCCGCCCGCCGCCCCCGCCGCGGCCGCCGAGGGCGACUGGGCGCGUCUGUUGGAGCAGAUGGGCACGCUGGCCUUCCGCGCCAGCCGGCGGGAGCGGGAGCUGGAGCGGCGCGAGGCGGCCGUGGAGCAGGGCGAGCGAGCCCUGGAGCGGCGGCGGAGGGCGCUGCAGGAGGAGGAGCGCGCGGUGGCCCAGGCGCGGCGGGAGCUGCAGGCCGAGCGGGAGGCGCUGCAGGCGCGGCUGCGGGAAGUGAGUCGCCGGGAAUGCGCUUUGGGCCUGGCCCCAGCUCCGCUGCAGCCUCCACUCAAAGAGGAACUGGACGGGGAGAAGGACGACUACAUCAUAACCAAGGUUCUCCUGUAGAGGUAGGUCACAACCAGCACUCCGUGCCAGCGCUGUUCCAAGGAUGGUCCUUACCUGCGUCUCCGGCAUCACCCAGGAGCAGAACUUGAGGCUCCGCUGCACUUCUCCUGAAUCAGAAUCUCCAAAUGUGGGGCCGUCUCGGUGUGAUGCCCUUGGGAAGCCAGAGCAGAAGGAAAACUCUCUUCCUCUCUCUAGUCACCUGUGGGUGCCUGCGCGCUUAACCUCCAGCAGCCUCCUUUGGUGUUGCCAUUUAGUAGGUGUACUUGUAGAGGGUGGAGUGGCUCGCAAGGGAGACCCAUCCUCUGACUGCCUUUGGGAAUGAGAGCUCCUGUAGUCCCGAAGAAUCUGGAUAAUUUAGGGCCUUGCACUUGGUGACUUUUGAAGGGCAGAAGCGUCUUUAUGCACCAAAGACUGUUACACACCGUGUGCCUACUAUACACCAGCCAGGUCAGCCCAGGGUGGAGGGUGCUUAGCAAUGAGGACAAAACUUGGACCUGGAACCUUAAGGGGGGGUGGGGGGAGAGGAAGCUCUACUCAUUUCCUAGUGCAUAAUUUUUGCGCAUCACCAAGCCUGGAAAAAGAGACCAUUAGUUUCCAUGACUGUUCUUUACCCUUUAUUUCUAAUCUCAUUUUUCCUCACUCUCCCAGUGCAGACUCUUUUGAAGAAUCCCCCCAGCAAAUAGCAGGCCAGUGUCACCUGGCCAUCUUGUUUCCUGUUUUAGACCCUAUGACAGCUAUUGUACAUUUCCCCACUUCUUAACACGUCCUGAAGAUACGACCUCAUGCCUGUGUUGCUAGGAAGAUCGGUUCCUUCCCCAUGUGUCUUUACAGCCCUCACUUUUGGGGCAAAGGAGAAAGCAAUCCUCCUAUCCAAGUCCACCUUUUCCUCUCAUGUUUUCAUCCCAUUCCUCUUCUACCUUUACUGGGCCUUUGCUCCAUUAGAUAUUUCUCCUUUCCUCUCAUUCCCUCACUUUGCCCAGAAAUUUUUUUCUUAGCAAUACUCAGUCUUCCUUGCUCUGAAACGACGACUCUUGAAGCCUGGAUACUUCAGCUGAACAUCACCUAUAAGGUCAAGUGGUCUUUACUGCCCACACUUCCCAUUUUACUUACUCCCUCACUCUGCAGUCAGGUUAUCACCCUAUACUGGAUUCUUAAGAAACCACCACAAUCUCCCAGUCACCAAAUAUGAUUUAUUUUUAGGCUUCAUUUUGCUUAAUCUUUUUGAUUGCUCAGUGUUUUUUUCCCCUAUUUAUUUUGUUUUUGUUGAAAACAAAAGAUACACCAAUUCAGCAGUUUCUACAUGUACCAUUUAGUGGCAUUGAUUACAUCCUUUGAGUUGUGCGACCAUUCUCACCGUCCUUUUCUGAGUUGUUCCUCCCUCAUUAAUAUAAACUCACUGCCCCCUAAGGUUCUUAUCUAAUCUUUCAAGUUGCUGUUGUCAGUUUGAUUCCAUAUAGAUCUUAAAAGGACAUAAUGCCCAAGGCAGACAUUUUUUAUUAGUUAAGCUAAACUAUUGUUUGCUUUUAAGAAGACUCUGGGAGAUAUUUUUGGCUUAACGUUUAAAUAUUAUCUCAGGGUAGUAGUUUCAGGGGUUCAUCCAGCCUCCAUGGCUCCAGAAAUUCUGGAUUCCAUGAGAAUUUGAAAUUCUGUCCUCUGUUUUUCCCCUUUUGUUCAGGAUUCAUCUAUGGAAUCUUGGAUCAGAAUUUCAGUAAUGGCAGUUGGGCAACAUCCAGUUCUUCUGGUCUCAUGGCAAAGGCGGCAGCUGUUCAUGGAGGCCACUAGCCACACAUUCCAUAUCCUCCUCCUGUUCCUGACUCUCUUUCUUCCACUAUUGCUCCAAGUGAAUAGAGACCUUGUAUGGCCACUUCCAAGCUUUUAAGACCCCAGGCACUAUACAACGAACUAGGAGAUAGAACAGAAGCACUAAACACAUUAUUAGGCCAGUUAACUGGGGUAUCUCAUGAAACCAUGAUCUAUACCUCCAAACCAAGGAACCAAAUCCCAUGAAUUAUUUGGUUGUACAUAAGCAGCCUCAGCAGCUACUCUUUUCUUUUUUUUGUCAUUGUUGUAAAUAUAUCUAACACAACUUUUGCCAGCUGAACUUUUUACAGGUGUAUGACUUCCUGACAGCAAUUACAAUAAUUGGCUGUGCAACCCUACCCUUAGUGUGAUUUUUCUACCACUGUUAGCCCCCUUUUCCCCCUCCCCGCUGCCCCUGGUAACCACUGAUCUCUUUGGUCUCUAUAUAUUUGCCUAAGUGAGGUCAUACAAUCAAUAUUUGUCCUUUUGUGAUUGGUUUACUUUGCUCACCAUAAUGUCUUUAUGCUUCAUUCAUACUGUAGCAUGUAUCAAGACUUCAGUUCUCCUACUAGCUAAGUAGUAUUGCAUUGUAUGUGGGUACCACAUUUUGUUUAUCCAUUCAUCUGUUGAUGGGCAUUUAGGUUGCUUCCACCUUUUGUUAAUUUCUCCCUUCUUGAAAUUUCCUCCCUUGGUUGGUGGAACUUGGUUUUGAUCCAGAAAUUUUCUUUUCCUGAUGUAGGCUGGUUCCCAAUUUCUCCUCAGGCCUCUUUUUUCCAAUUUUUUCUAUAUUGAAAAAUUUCAAACAUCCAGAAAAAGGUGAAAGGCUAGUACAAUGAAUACCCACAUAUACCCUUCACCUAAAUUGACCAACUGUUAACAUUUUGCCAUAUUUACUUUUUCUUCCUUCCACCCCAUAUGUGCAUCUAUUUUUUUCAUAACACAUGACCCUCUAAUAUUCUACAAAAUCACGGUAUAAUUUUCAUACCUAAAAAAAUAUAUAAAUAAUUCCCUAAUAGUCUGUAACAUAGAGUCUUUGAUACAGAAGUCAAAAUUCCCCAGUUGUCCCAAGAAUGUCUUUUUUAUUUUUAAACAAAGUCCAAGCAAGGUUCAUACAUUACUUCUGGUUAUAACUUUUUAGCCUCUUUUACUCUAGCAUAUUGGGCUCAAACAUAGCAGAUGGUGAGGAUGGUGCAGGACCGGACAGUGUUUUGUUCUGCCAUACAUAGGGUCCCCAGGGAGUUGAAACUGACUCAGUGGCACCUAACAACAGUCUAGAACACCCCACUAUUUUUUUUUUAUCCCCAUGACAUUUUUUAAAGAGCCAUGAGCAGCUGUCAUACAGAAUGUUCUAUAUCCUGGAUUUGUCUGGUUGUUUCCUCAGGCCACUUUCUACACUCUUGGCUCGUCUAGUCUGCCAGUGACUCCUAAAUAUCACCAGCCUUGAGUGUUCUCGCAGGUCACAUCCUGCAUGCCAGUCCCCUGCUGCAUGUCUCCACCUCUAUCUGCACAUGUGCCAUGACAAAUGGAAGGGCCAAAUCUGUUCAGUGCCCCAGCCCCCCUAGCCCGAUAACUAAUACUUACUGGCACAAAAUGUACUAGGCACCUGCUACAUACAGACAUAUUAUCUCACUUUGUUCUCACAGCAGCUCCAUGGGGAGGUAUUAAUACCAUGCCCACUUUACAGCUAAGAAAACUGAGAUAGAAAAGGGUAAGUAGCUUGUACAAGAUCACAGAUGGUAAGUAGGGCCAGGAUCCAAAUCCAGUCUACCUCCAGUUGCCACACUCCGAGCUACAGCCUCCUGAGAUCUCUGCUUCCCUUGUUAACUCAGUCACCACAGCUGACACGUGCUUCCUCCUAACUCCAAUUCCAGUUAGUACCAUUGGUGACAUGAACAUUUACUGAGCACCAUGUGCCCGGUGCUGUACUAAAUGCUUUACAAGAAUAAUUACAUGCCACGAAGCCACCCAAUCACAUAGGUGCUAUUAUGCCCAUUUUGUAGAUGAAGAGACAAGCUCUGGGGAGUUGAGUAACAUCUCCACAGCCACAUGACUGCUAAGAGUGGGGUUUUUGAAUCCCAGUUUGACUGAAUCUGAAGCCCCUGUUCUUCUGAAUCUAUUUCUACAAAACACUGUAUCUGUCUUCCUUCUGAUGCCACCUGUCAAGCUCAGGCCCCUUUUAUCAUUCAUCUGGGUCUGAUCUCCCCAUUCUUGUCUUUCCUUAUCACUUAGCCAAAGGACGUGUCCUAAGCCAACACUGAUUUUAUCAAUUACCUGCUCAAAAGCCCUUCAAGAUCACCCAAGCUUUGGCUUUGCAGCCUGACAUUCAAGGGUUCUCCACCACCAUCACCCUGGUGCCAUACAGGCUCUGUGUGCCAGCCAAAUUGGACUCCUGGUUCUUCCUGACAUGCUCUUGUCUUGGCACCUUUGUGCCUCUCUUCAUCUUCCCUCCACUUAGAAAGGCACCCUCAAGCUCAGAGUAGCAAAAAUCCUACCCAUUUUUUGAACACAACAGAGAACCCCUGAGGGAGCAGGAGAGAAGUGGGAUGCAGACCCCAAAUUCUCGUAAGAACCAGACUUAAUGGUCUGACUGAGACUAGAAGGACCCCAGUGGUCAUGACCCCCAGACCUUCUGUUGGCCCAGGACAGGAACCAUUCCCGAAGCCAACUCUUCAAACAUGGAUUGGACUGGGCAAUGGGCUGGAGAGGGAUGCUGGUAAGGAGUGAGCUUCUUGGAUCAGGUGGACACUUGAGAGUAUGUUGGCAUCUCCUGCCUGGAGGGGAGAUGAGAGGGUGGAGGGGGUUAGAAGCUGGCAAAAUGGACAGGAAAAGAGAGAGUGGAGGGAGAGAGUGGGCUGUCUCAUUAGGGGGAGAGUAAUUGGGAGUGUGUAGCAAGGUGUAUAUGGGUUUUUAUGUGAGAGGCUGACUUGAUUUGUAAACUUUCACUUAAAGCACAAUAAAAAUUACACACAAAAAAAAAAAAACCUACCCAUUUUUUAAGACCAAGCCCAAAUUUGACUGCUGCAUAAAGCUCUUUGAUUCCUCCUCAUGCAGAGGUAAUUUCUUACUUCUGUGAACUCUAAUAACACUUGGUAUCUCAUGAUCCUUAAAAUAAGCUUACAGCGGCUGUUUGGGUUCUUGUCUCACCUCAUGAGACCCUGUGCACCCUGGAGUAGAAUGGGAACUUACUCAUCCUUCUGUCUCCCACAGUGCUUUGCAUAUAAUAGAUGCUCAAUAUCUGAGCCCUUGAAAUGACUCAUUAAGAUUUUUUGCAAGCUAGUUUUUCUAUAAUUAUUAAUAUAAUUCUUCAUUUAACAGAAAAAAAUAGCUUAAAACAUUUUUAAAGCUGUUUCAUCAAUAAAGAUUUAACAAAUGUCAGUUCCAACUUGAAUCCAACCAACUUCUUGAGCAUGUCAUUAUCAAGAACGUUAUUAUUAUUUUUUUUUAAUUUUACAAGUAACCCAAAUGUAUUGCCCCAGUCUAGAAAAAACAGGAGAGGGGAAUAAAAUCCCAAAGUCCUGUCUCCUCUGUGUUAACAUUUUAAUUAAUGUUCUUCUUUAGUCUUUUGAAAUUUUUAUUGUCGUUAGGUGCCAUCAAGUUGGUUCCGACUCAUAGCAAACCUACGUACAACAGAACGAAACAAUACCUGGUCCUGUGCCGUCCUCACAAUCGUUGUUAUGCUUGAGCCCAUUAUUGCAAUUACUGUGUCAAUCCAUCUCCUUGAGGGUCCUCCUCUUUUUCACUUACCCUCUACUAUACCAAGCAUGAUGUCCUUCUCCAGGGACUGGUCCCUCCUGACAACGUGUCCAAAGUAUGUGAGACAAAGUCUCACUAUCCUUGCUUCUAAGGAACAUUUCUUGUUAUACUUCUUCCAAGACAAAUUCGUUCAUUCUUUUGGCAGCCUGUGGUAUAUUCAGUUAUUCUUCACCAACACCACAAUUCAAAGGCAUCAAUUCUUCUUCGGUUUUCCUUAUUCAUCGUCUACCUUUCCCAUGCGUAUGAGGCGGCUGAAAAUACCAUGGCUUGGGUCAGGCGCACUUUAGUCUUCAAGGUGACAUCUUUGCUUUGUAACACUUUAAAGAGACCUUUUGCAGCAGAUUUGCCCAGUGCAAUGCGUCGUCUGAUUUCUUGACUGCUGCUUCCAUGGGUGUUGAUUGUGGAGCCAAGUAAAAUGAAAUCUUUGACAACUUCAAAUCUUUUCUCUGUUUAUCAUGAUACAAUUUUUACAUUAUUGUAAACAUAGUAUAAGGUUUUUUUCUAUGUAUUAAAAUUUAGCUUUUCCAUGUGGGUUUAUAUAUUGGUAUAUAAGAUCUAAAUUUGGAUUUCUGGAGGAAAAAAACCUGCAAAUGUUCUUUUUCUGUUUCACCAAUUGUUGUUAGAAACAUUAAAGCACGGAUUUAUUUUCAGCGUCUCAGUCACUCCCCCAGGGAAGAUGGCUGAUGGGACAGGAGUAUCCUAUGGACGGUGGGGGAGAACAGUCAUCCUGAGUGUAAACUGAGUGCUGAUCAUGGGGGUUAAGGGAAGAGAUUUUACUUUCUGUUUUAUGCACUUUUACAUUAUUAUAAUUCUUUAUGCCAAGCACAAAUUACUUGUAUAAAAAAAUAAAGUCGGUUACAUUUUGCAAGUGGGAAAUCUUCAGCAUUGGCAUUCAGCUUUCUUAAUCCAACACAAGGACAAAUAUAAUCCCCACUUCCAGAAAAGCCUAGAAAGUAGUGUAGCCCUUGUCCGGUUCUACGCCAUCAUUUCACAGAUGGGGAAACUGGAAACCAGAGAGUGACUCAUCCAAGGUCAGUCAGGAGAUGACUAUGGCAGGUCACCUGACUCCAGCCUUUCUCACAGAUAUUCUGGCUCUUUGGCCUUGUGGACUUCUGCUUGUACACCUGGCAAAGCACAAGGUCUACCGGGACCAGUCCGCUAGGCUGGAAUCUGAAGUCAACUAAGCAGUGGGAUUCAGCAGUGUAGAGGUCCAUUCAGGGGUCUGAAUCUGGCUACUCUGGCUGUGGCACAGUUUGCUCACAGCGGGUUGUCAGUGCCAACUGGUGACACGGAUGACGAGCCUAGCUUACGUCAGCAGGGCUUCCCUUAGUUAUGUGACUGGGCUUUCUGAUAGAACCACCCUGGUGUUGCCUUGAUAGCAAUGGCCACAGUGGCAAGGUGGAUGGCUGGAAUUGGGAUACAGACUAUGCCUUGGAAUUUAACUGCUUUGCUCCUGCCGUCACGUAAUGGGAUUGUUCGCUUCUUUAGGUUGAAAUUUGGCAGGGAGGAGGGAGUGUGGGGAAAAAAGGGCAAAAACAACCAAACUUGAAAUGGCUAGGGUCCUUUAAGCACCUAAGUUGUCAUCCUUGGAGGCUAAAGAGAGAGGUUUGGUUUGAGUGGGAGCUCAGAAGCAGCCCCAAGGACCUGAGAGAGCAGGUUCCUUGGGAGGAUUCCUGAGAGCUGCUGCAAACAAGCCACGAAGGUUUGCCAAAUGAUUAUUGUUCACAAUAAAAGUAUUUUUUUUAAUGAAACAUGAAUUUCAUACCUAAUUUGCCAAAUGAGCAAAUUUGCCAAAUGAGCUGUUUUAGUCAAAAUUCAGUAUGACUUGUGACUAUAAAGUAUUCUGACAAAUCUUACGAGCAAAUAUAUCAGAAUGUAUCCAUCAGGGAGUACUUUUCCCUUCAAGGUUAGUCACCUUGGAAGACUAGUUAUUCCAGAAAGGCUUCCAUGCUUCAAACAUUUCUGGAACUCCUUUCAGAGUUG